AUGGCUGUAAAAAAGUGCGCCUGCGAAAACGAAUGCUGCAAAGACUCCUGCAAAUGUGGGGCCACCUGCGUUAAAAACUGUGUUGGUGGUAAGAAGUGUAAAUGUGAUCAUAAUCCUGAAAGUUCUCAAUGUAAGAGUUGUGGUGAAAAUUGCAGGUGCGGUACCACGUGCGUUUGUGAAAAGAGUAAAUGCAGUUGUGAAAAAUGCUAA
This is a messenger RNA of Saccharomyces kudriavzevii IFO 1802, 210 nucleotides long. RefSeq lists its product as uncharacterized. The transcript has a single exon. The record is from RefSeq and is a predicted model, not a curated record. The coding region runs from base 1 to 210 and encodes 69 amino acids. Lineage: Eukaryota; Fungi; Ascomycota; Saccharomycetes; Saccharomycetales; Saccharomycetaceae.